Messenger RNA from Spirodela intermedia, 3966 nucleotides. The record is from the annotation of a GenBank genome assembly. Lineage: Eukaryota; Viridiplantae; Streptophyta; Magnoliopsida; Alismatales; Araceae.
AUGUUCUGUCCAAUCAGACCUCGCAAGCCCGCUUUCCCAUUCGCGGGAAACACCUCCGGGACUCUCUCUGUGACCUGCAGCAGCGGUGCGCCGUCUGCACCGGGGAGGCGGGGAAGCUCAGCGGGAGGAGGUGGCGGAAGAAGCCGGGUAUCCGGGAGGGAGCCCAGGAAGAGGAGCGCUUAUGGAACUUCGAGGAGAUCGAUCCUCAAGAAGACCUUCUCGCAGGAGCAGGUGGUGUUCACCGCUCCCGUGGCCGACGACCCGGUGGUGGGGAUUAUCGGGGGUGGUAUUUCGGGGCUGGUCUGCGCGGUUACGCUCGAAAAGAGGGGGAUUCGGUCCACUGUCUUCGACACGGUCAGCGCCGAGUUCUUCAUACUCUCCAAUCUUCUGUUUAUAUGCUUUGAUUUGUUGCAUGCGGCUUUACGAAUUCUGAAGAAUUACCACCGUUAGGAAAACUCGUUACCGCGUCUAGUCGGAAAAGGAAAGAAAUGGGUCGAUGAUUUAACGAGAUUGUUCUUGGUAUAUACAUACGUGGAAUGGAAUUGAUCCUGAACCACUAAAAAAAUGCUGCAUGACCCACUUAAGAGGGGCCAGUUAAUGGGGUUACCUUCAAGUUAUUAUUGUUCAUGGGUUGGUGGUUAUCACGAGAAAAGCUCCAGUUCGUGGGUUGGGGGCCGACGUAUCGCGCAGAGAUGAUUCCGAAGUUUAGAAGGAAGUAGCGGUCGUGUUCGGACAUGCCUGCGCUGAAGUGUUGAGAGUGUGGGGUGCAGGUGCCUCUUCCCCGCUACAUUAUUCUCGAUUGGCGUCCUUUACAGAUUAACCAUGUAAAAUAGGUGGGCUGGAGGUCAGCGGAUCUUUCCACUUGUACCUGAAUCGCUCGAUUUUCUGUUGUCCACAGAGCUGGGCAAAUCAGUGUUCUUUAUCACUCCUUUAUUUUACUAAAAUUGAUGUCAAAGUUGACUCCGUCAGAAGGACAUCUGCCAAUAUCAUUAUUUUGUAUGGCAGAGUAUUUUGACAUUUUUUCUUUUCUUUGUUUACUUCCAUAAGCAUACUGAACAGUUUUCUGUCGUUGUAUCGUUCUUCAGGGGGUGCAUGGUUUGGGUGGGCGUAUGGGGACAAGAGUAGUUGACCCUCAUCCACUGGUGUUUGAUCACGCAGCCCAGUUCUUCACUGUGAGUGACCCCAGAUUUCAAAUGAUAGUGGACAGAUGGGUCAAUGAGGGGCUAGUUCGUGAAUGGAAGGGCCUGGUUGGGAGCCUUGAAGGUGGUGGUGAUUUUACGCCUAUCCCUCCUUCUCCUGCGAGAUACAUUGGCACCAAAGGGAUGCGACCCCUUGCGGAUUCAAUCCUAUCUCAGGUAUCAUUUGCUUGUUUCUGCAUACUUCCCACUUUGAGAUAUAUCCACUGUACUUAAUCUUUAUAUCUUUAAAUGUUUGACCUUCUUUGGAAUGUAUAAAAGCUCACAGUUUUAAAAAAAUAAAUGAUUUUUUUGUACUUUUUAUCUUUCUAGUUCAAAUUAAGGGUUUGAAUGUGGAAAGACGAGAGUUCUAUGAAAGCACUUCGGUCUUUCAGCACCUGAGGAGUCUCAUAGUAACUUUUUAACCAUAAUUUGUGAUAUUUCCUCAACGCAUGAUGAUAUCUGAGUCAUCAAUCCUCGACAUUAUGCUGUCUCGACUAUCAAAUCAGGACCUUGGAGUGGAAGACGCUAAUUAUAUUCCAAUACAACGAGGCAACCUCUUUAAGUACACUAAUCUUAGUCUUGAUCCCUAGUGAAUGAAGUAAAUACAUAAACUUAACCAUUGUAUCAAAGAAUGGAACGUAAAUCUUUCUGGACAGUGUGCUUGAAUCCCUAUUAGUAUUCUUAUUUUGUCAGGGCCUUUCUUGGAGUCAUCCAUGUAACCAUCUGUCUACGGAGACCCCAGAAGAAAUUUUUUAUUUUUAUUUAGCUCAAAUCAGUGGCGUGUACUGUACAUUCUGGACUCCUGUGUCUGUUAAAACUGCGUGGUUAUCAUUGUUGGCUUUCUUCUUUGGCAUCUUAUUGUUUUCAUCAAGGUUCAAAUGAUGCCCGGUAAGUAAUUCACCUUAUUAGGGUUUUUAUGCUCCUUGACAGUUCUAGUUGGCAACCGUCUUGUAAUUUAUUUAUUUUGACCUGUUCUGAGAGGCUCUUCCCCUGGAAAUGCAGAGCCGUAUGGUUAAUGUGAUGAGACCUUGCUGGAUAAGCAAAAUUGAGCCAUUUAAUGGGUUGUGGCACCUGAGCGAGAACGGGAAACCUCAAGGGCAUUUUGAUUCUAUUGUAAUUUCCCACAAUGGUAAUUGUACGCAUUUGCCUUGACUAUCCCCACCAUUUUAUUUUAGUAGGUAUACAUUCACGUCUAAGUUUGGUGUAUUUUCUUACGGCUGCCUAUUCCCAGCAUGCCCAUCAUUCUGUUUUAUCACUAUAUCUUGAUAUGUUCUUUUAGGUUAAUGAUAUGAGCUUUCCAAUUUCCCUGCAUAAUAUUUGUACUAAUUAGAUCAGCGAGUGCGCAAGUGUGGACUUCUGGUAGCUUUACUUCUCUUUCUUUCUACAGGAAAAUGUGCAAAUCGUUUGCUUUCUUCAUCUGGGUUACCAUUGCUCACGAAACAAAUGAAGGUGAACUUCCUGGAGGGAUGCUUUGAAGACUCCUUGAUAGAUACUGCAUCUUUGAAGGCUAUUGAAUUUGAGACUCUCCUUGCUGCUUUGCUUGACAGUAGAGGCUGGAACUGAGUUCCAUCUGGGCCCUCCUCGCAGCGUUUGAAGAGCCUCUGGCCGCUCCCCGGAGCCAUGCUGUUCCAGCAUUUGAAGGAGCUUUCGUCGAAGGCAUCGAUGCGGUUUCGUGGAUGGCAAAUAACACUAGAAAACUUUUCCCGUCCAACCUUGACAUGCCCCAUUGUUGGACCUUUUUCAGCACUGCUUCUUAUGGACGACAAAAUAAAGUUCCCCAAGUGAGUUCGCUUUCUCUUUUUAUAUGCAAUUUUUCUUCCAUUUUGCAUGGUUUUAUUCAUUUAUGACGACACGGGUCAUUUCUUGAUCAGAAUUUCUGCAUAAUGAGGCAUUUUUGUGCAGUUAUUUUGAUGUGAAUUUAUCCAAAGCUGGCCAUAUAAACACCUUCAUCUUUCUAGGAAAAUAUCCCUAAAGUAACGGCUGAUAAGGUGAAGGAAGACAUGCUUGCGGGUGCUGAAGUUGCUCUUGGAUUAUCUAAGGGCUCUCUUCAACCAUUCUAUUCACGAGUCCAGCUGUGGUCUGUGACAAUUAAUCCUUGAUUUUUUAUUUUAUUUUAUUUCCAUCGAUGCAGGUGGCUUGAGGCUCACUAUUUGCUAUGUUUUCUCACUACUAGGGGCGCAGCGCUUCCCACAAAUACACCCAACGUUCCCUGCAUCUUUGAUCCCCAUGGACGUGCUGGAAUUUGUGGGGAUUGGUUGCUUGGAUCAAGCGUAGAAGCUGCAGUCUUGAGUGGAAUAUCCCUCGCCGAACAUGUGAGUUGCAGUUCCAUAUGCUCAUCGAAGUUUCAUGAUCAUAUGAAUGAUCUUUCAGAGAAGAGUCACCUCUGUGAAAAAAUAUUGCAAAUGAUGCCUGGCUUUUUAAUAUUCAUUAUAACGAAGAAGAUAUCUUUUUAGAUGAUCCCAACAUAAUUUUUAGAUGUAUAAAGCAACUAGAUAAUUGGUAUAUUUCGCUCAAAAAUUGGCAGAAGCGUGAUAGAAAAAGGGAAAAUAUGAGAAUGGGCUCUGAAGUUUAAAAUUUAUUCAUAUUGGGAUAGUCUAGUUUUAAUUGAUGACAUACCCAUUUGACUCUGCAGAUCGCAGAUUAUUUCAAGAGCGGUGGAAACCACCCCGAUGAAUUCUCUGUCGGCCUCCACAACUCAUUUCAACCGCUUGAUGGGCAUGAUAUAGGUCAAUUUCCUGGUCUAAAAUCAGAACAAAGUGCAGUGGAACUGCAGACGACGGCUCCAUGA